UCGAGGAUUUUGUUAAUACAACUACAAGUAUGCACUACAAUGGCAGUGAACAUCAAAAUGUAUCAGGCUCAGUGUUUGUUGCAGCCUACAAUGGUACAGAUGACGAUGACCAGUGGUUACCACUCAAAGAAUUGAAAACAGAAUGUAACAUCUAUGACGGUAGAUGGGUUUAUGAUCCAAACACUAGUCCACGAUACAACGCUUCUCAAUGUCCAUUCCUUAGUGAUCAAGUCAGUUGCCAGAAGAAUGGACGACCAGACUCUGAUUAUGAGAAUUGGAGGUGGGAAGCCAAUGGCUGUAAGAUUCCAAGCUGGAGUGGGAAGGAGAUCCUGGAGAAAUUGAGAGGAAAAAGAAUGGUAAUCGUUGGAGACUCGCUCAAUAGAAACCAAUGGGAAUCUCUCUCUUGUCUUCUUUAUUCCUCUAUACCUUCCGCAAAGGCCUCAAUUGAUAUUAGGAACGGUCGCCAUAUGAUUUUCAAGGCCAAGGACUAUAACUGCUCAGUUGAGUUCUAUUGGAGUCCAUUCUUAGUUGAACUGGAUAACACAAGGCCAAACAAUGUCAAGCUUCUAAACCUAGACACACUUUCAGCAACAUCAGUUCAGUGGCUAGGGGCUGACGUUAUGGUUUUCAACACUGGACAUUGGUGGACACACCGCCGGAAGCUCCAAGCGUGGGAUGCUUUCCAGCAGGAAGGGAUGGUGGUGCAGAAUCUAGAAGCUGAAACCGCUUUUGGGAUGGCCAUGAAGACAUGGGCCUAUUGGAUAGAUCUUAACGUUGAUCCUGCCAGAACAACCGUCAUUUUUAGAAGCAUCUCUCCUGAACAUAAAAGAGAACAGUGGUGUUAUAAUCAAACACAGCCCAUCAAAGAUGACUCCUACAUAUCCUCGUUUCCAAGAUCCAUCAUCGAAAUUGCGGAGAAAACAAUUGGAGAAAUGAGAACACCGGUGAAGUACUUGAACAUCACAAAAUUGUCUCAGUAUCGUAAAGACGCCCACCCAACUGUGUACACAAGCAAGCAAGGAAGACUGCUGACAAAAGAGCAGAGAGAAAAACCACAGGAGUAUGCAGACUGCAACCACUGGUGCCUUCCCGGUUUGCCUGAUACAUGGAACUCCCUAUUGUUUACCUCUAUCUCAAUGGAGGCAUCAAGAAACAUUUCAUAGCCUGAAACCUGUGCUCUUUGUUUUUCUGGUUGCCCUUGUCUGCUUCUUCACCUUGGAAU
Papaver somniferum (opium poppy) is the source of this 1222-nucleotide messenger RNA. RefSeq names its product protein ESKIMO 1-like. NCBI's taxonomy places the organism in Eukaryota, Viridiplantae, Streptophyta, Magnoliopsida, Ranunculales, Papaveraceae. The record is from RefSeq and is a predicted model, not a curated record. The coding region runs from base 30 to 1163 and encodes 377 amino acids. Gene Ontology annotation, molecular function: O-acetyltransferase activity. Gene Ontology annotation, cellular component: Golgi apparatus. The transcript has 5 exons.